UGGUCUGAGCGUGUGGUUUCUAAAAGCCCCUUUCCAGCCUGCUUAUAUUUUCUGGCGUUUGUAACCAGAGGAAAUGGGUGCUUCCCCUUCAAGUUUCCUGUACUCACUUGCAGGUUAAAAUGAGCUCACAGCCGCCGCUUGUUCAGCACAACUGAGGGAUAACCUGUCUGCCACCGGCAUCUGUGGGGCAGGAACUAAUCUGCUGUUCCAACUUUCAUGUGCCAGGGGAAGUUGUGAGGAGUGAUGGACAGAAUGGAUGUUACAGAAACUAUUGCAGGGAUCUUGCUGCCCGGUCACUUACACACCCAGGAGUCCUUGCAGUAUGCUCAGGACUUUCAUUUCAAGGAAGAGGAUAUUGUCAUUGUUACUUAUCCCAAAUCAGGUACCACCUGGAUGCAGGAGAUUUUAACUUUGAUUUACAGUAGAGGGGAUGCAGAAAUAGCUACAACUGUCCCUAACUGGAGGCGUGCCCCCUGGCUUGAGCAUAUAUACUUUAAGGAUUUCAUUACAGAAGAGAAUGGACCCAGAAUCAUUACAACCCACCUUCCCAGUGAUGUACUGGCACCAGCACUGCAAAAGUCUAAAGCAAAAGUUAUUUAUGUUGCAAGGAAUCCCAAAGAUGUGGCUGUGUCCUACUACUUCUUCCACAAGAUGGCCAGAUUCUUACCAAAUCCUCAAACCUUUCCAGAAUUUCUGGAGCAGUUUCUAGAAGGAAGAGUAUAUUAUGGCUCUUGGUUUGAGCACGUGAAGGGCUGGCACAGUGUGAGCCAGACCCUGGAUUUCUUCUACAUAACAUAUGAAGACAUGCAGAAGGACUUGAGAAGAUCCAUUAAGAAGUUGUGCCAAUUCCUGGGAACUCCCAUGUACUCCAAAGAAGUGGACAAGGUUGAGCACCACUGCAGGUUUGCUAACAUGAGCCAAAAUUCCAUGGUAAAUUACACCCUUAUUCCUUGUGAGAUCAUGGACCACAGUCAGAGCAAGUUUAUGAGAAAAGGUAUGGUGGGAGACUGGCAACAGCAUUUCACUGAAGAACACAAUGAAAUGUUUGAUAAGGUUUUUCAAGAGAAGCUGUCAGACUGUGAUCUUCAGUUUAUUUGGACCUUGGAAUAAAUGCUAGCAAUGCACAUUUCCAGCACUCUGUAAUUGUAUUUAGUACUGUAUAUUGCCCAUAAGAUAUUUUGUCAGAGAAUAUGUGCAAUGUGCAAGGGUUUACAUUUUAUGUUGGUUUAAUUUAUAGUAUGUUGGUAAUAAAGGAAAACCAUAACAUGGGAGUUUAUUACCUGAUUACAUAAUGUGAAUUUAUGAUAUCAUAAUAUGAUUUCAUAAUGUGAAAUACAUAGCUAAAAAAAUUUCUGAUAACCUCCCAUUUGUUCCCAUUCACUGUUAGACUCUUCAGCUUGCUCAGGGGUUGAAUAUAGAAUUAGAUUCAACAGCACAGCUCUCGUAAUAUGCCCAGUCCUGUAGCUCACAAGAUCUAAAACAGAAGCUCUUAAUGGUACAAAGGAGAAACAAGUAGUCAUCUGCAUAGUCAUAUGCAGAAUGUAUGUAUCACAGUAAAGGUUUCUAAUGCAUGCUCUAUAGCAGCAGGGAAUGUGGCAGAGCAUAGGAGGAACUACAUAUAGCUGGAAAGCAAAAGGUAUAAUGCAGAUAGGGACUAAAUUGGCGAUCAAAAGUUUUUAUGAAAACAAAAAAAUAUCCGGGUAGGGGGGUAGAAAAUAAAAGCGUUUCAGAGAGAGAAGUGUAGAGGCAGCAGAGCAUUAAAAAAAAUAAAGAAAGAAGAGAGAGCUAACCUGGAAGGAGGGUUAGCAGGAACAUGUAGAAAGGAAGGGGAUAUAGAAUGGCAGAGCAGAUAGCAAUGAGGACAAAAUGAUAGAUCAUAAAGACAGGCAAAGAGUAGGAGAACAGGUAAAAAAGAGGACACCACAGAACACAGAGAUAGGUGGAGUGCAGAAGAGAAAAAGGAUGAUAUUAGACAACAGUGAAAGAGAAGAACGGAAGAUAAAGGGAGAUAAGAGAUUUAGAGGACGAAGCAAUGAAGUAGAAAUUACAGAAUGGGAAAAUAACACUGGGGUACACAUUUGAGAGGGAAAAGAUAAGGCUAGAAGAGGAAAACUGGAAAAGAGGACACUGUAGAGAAAAAACAAAUGUAUAAAGAGCAGAAUGAAAAAGAGAACAGAAGUCCAUGGAACCAUAGCAUAAUAGAAAAGGCAUGUAUGUUUGUGUGGGUACAAUAUAUACACGUACUUAUAUGGUCCUAUUUAUAAAUGUUGACCUGUGCACCAUGCAGCUCAGCAUUUUAAUUUUUAUUCUGUAAAUAUUAAGAACUUGAUAUUAAUUGUACAAUUAGACUAUGGUACAGUUGCUUUCAAUUAUUUACUUCAGGAAAUGUACUACAGUUUAUUUAACUAAAGCUGGCCAUACUAGCACCGAUGAUAUUGUACGAAACUUAGUUUAGAACGUUAUUCAGUGCGUGUAUGGCGAAUCGAUGAGGCGACCACAAAGGCUGCAGAUAUUGGUCGUCUCGUUGAUCGCCCAGGUUAAAAGAUUUUGAGGCGCCCAAACAAAAUUUGUGUUCAGGGCUCAAUCAGCAGGAGGAGGUAGAAUUCCUAUUGUUUCUACCUCCAUAUCUGAUGAUUCAGCCCUGAACGUCAGUGGGGGAAACAAACGAUCUUUUCUGCGACCGAUUUUCGCAGGAAAGAUCAGAAUUGCUCUAUGUGUAUGGCCACCUUAAGGUGCUACUAUAUUUAGCCAUGGGACAGCCAAUUAAGUUUAAUAGGGCAGAAAAAGCUCAUGUUUACACAAAUAAGCUCUGAGGAAUGUUAAACACUGGUUAUAUGUAAUGCAUGCCUCUUUACAGGACUAUAAAAUGUUGAUGUUACUGUUCCUUUCAAAGUCUGUGACUACUGUUACCAUUUUGCCUGGCUGUUGGUUGUAUAGCCACCCUACCUCCUCUAAAUAAAGAAAAUACACUCUG
Messenger RNA from Xenopus tropicalis (tropical clawed frog), 2974 nucleotides. RefSeq names its product sulfotransferase 2B1. The record is from RefSeq and is a predicted model, not a curated record. Gene Ontology annotation, molecular function: sulfotransferase activity. Gene Ontology annotation, cellular component: cytoplasm. The coding region runs from base 244 to 1110 and encodes 288 amino acids. The transcript is spliced from 6 exons. Lineage: Eukaryota; Metazoa; Chordata; Amphibia; Anura; Pipidae.